This is a messenger RNA of Mycena citricolor, 3623 nucleotides long. The record is from the annotation of a GenBank genome assembly. Lineage: Eukaryota; Fungi; Basidiomycota; Agaricomycetes; Agaricales; Mycenaceae.
UGUGUGUCGCAUCGCCCUGCGCCGCGACUAGCCCUCGACCGCCAACUUAUGACAACAUCGCAGCAACAGCACCGCGCGGAUGAGCUGACUGCACUUCUAUCCCGACCGAAAGUUAUUUUCGUCACAUCUGCUUAUCUCUAUCCCUUCAAAGGCUUCUAUUUCUGCCUCCGGCACCCAUACCUCUGGCCCCUCUUCCGUGCCAGAUUCGUUCCUGCAUGCAUCAUCUCGCUCAUCAUCCUUCCCAUUCUCUUCGUCUUCACGUACCUGCCUCAAGUUGCAUUCCUCGCUAUCUUUCAAGGUCGCCUCGCAUGGUUCAACGCCGUAUUCCUUGUUCUUGGUGAAGGGGCUGUCAUAGUCGCGUUGUUAUUCGAGGCUUUUUUCGUCGAUGAAGCUUUGGUGACGAUAUUCGAUGCAGUGCUAAUACAUAAAGGCUACACAACUCUCGUAUCUCAGCGACGAGCGAUUAUCCACAAUGCACCCAAUCCCGUGAAACAGCUCGGUCGUCCUAUCAAAUCAGCUGUAUACUCCCCCUUUUCCUUUCGACUCACGAUCGAAUUCAUCCUUUUCCUCCCCCUUACCUUCAUCCCCAUCAUCGGUGGACCGCUCUACUGCCUUGCUCUGGGUCGCCGUGCCGGGCCCUACCAACACUGGCGUUACUUCAAGUUGCGCGGCUUCACCCGAAUGCAGAGAGAUGAAUGGAUCCGGGAGAAACGAUGGAAGUACACGUGGUUUGGGAUGGUUGCGCUGCUGCUCCAGCUGGUGCCGGUCCUGUCGAUGGUGUUCUUGAUGACGACCGCCGCUGGUGCCGCUCUCUGGGCUGCGGAUUUAGAGAGAAAGAGAGAAGCGACGUCCUCAACCCGAUCUGCCCCCGAGCCGGCUGGUGUAUGAAGCAAGUCAAAACCACUUCACGAACCACCAACCAUUUUGGGGAUCGCUUUCUCCUCACGAGUCAUGUCCCAUUUCCGCAAACCCAGGAUCUUUAGCUAUGUAAACCAUGUACAUGUAUGUAACUAGCGUUCCUCGCGCUGAGAUUCCUUCUGUGUAGUUUUACAUAUAGUAUAUCGGCACUGCCGGUAUUGUACGUGUCAGACUGCUUCUGAUAAUCAGCAAAGAGCGGACACAAGCAAGUCAUGAGCAAGUCAGGAGCAGCGGAGAUGUUGCACGUGAUAUUCACGUGAGUUAAGCGUCCCCUGAUCGCAAUGCACAGCCGCUCCUUUCCCUGACUCCGUCAAUGCAGUUCUCAGGGAGCAGAGCUUCAAUGAUACUUUGGCUGCCAUUCUUCUCAAUCUCAUAAUCAUGCCUCCUGGAGCGCCCUUUAACUCCUUCAUCCCGCCGUACCGGAUCCGUGUCGAUGAAUUCACCGAUCUGUCCGCUUCGUCAACACCAAGCCCCUCAGCCCUUCUUCAUCUCCUCACCCACACGCACGCCGACCACAUCACAGGGCUACAGGCCCAGUCGUUCGGACACACCGUCAUAUGUUCCGCUGAUGCGAAGGAGAUGCUUCUACGGCACGAGGUGUACGCCGAGCGAUCGUUGAAGGAGCAUCAGUUCCGCGCAGAGACGCAGAGGACAUACAAACAUCUGAAGGUGGACCCCGUCCUGGGAGUCGACGGCAGGAUGUGGUACACAUGCUCGCGUGAUCUUCUGAAACCAUUGCCUCUACACACUCCGACUAAGAUAGAGCUUUCCAAUUCUGACAUUGUCACAAUCACGCUUUUCGACGCGAAUCAUUGCCCAGGUGCAGUGAUGUUCUUGAUUGAAGGCGACCGCGGUGCAGUCUUACACACGGGAGACUUCCGUGCCGAGCCCUGGUUCUGCGACGCCAUUACUCACAAUCCCCUCCUCCAACCCUACCUCGUCGGCGGCGGGAAGACACUCGAGGCGAUCUACCUCGACACCGCGAGCGUGUUCUGCGAGAGCAAGGUGCCGACCAAGCUCGAUGCGACGAAUGGUUUGGUAGAGUUGAUGAAGAUGUACGACUCAGCGACGCACUUCUUCAUCAACUCUUGGACGUGGGGCUACGAAGACAUUCUGAAGGCCGUGGCGCGCGCUUUCCGGCAGCCGAUCCACCUGGACAGAUAUAAGCACAGCGUGUACCGGCACAUCUCCGCUGAUCCAUCUCUUCGUGCGAUGGGGACCGACAAGCCGUGGUCGACGAGAUUUCAUGCCUGCGAGAGGUUUGACCGAUGCGAGGUUGUUGCGGAGCGUCAAGGAAGCAAACUGAGCGCCGCAGGAAAGAAGCUUGUGUAUAUCAAUCCGGUUACGAUGAGCAGAGAGAGGUGGACCGAGUACCUGCAUGUCACGAGAGCGAAAUUGGGACGCGGAGAAGAGGUGCUCUCGCUUCUGGUUCCCCUUGCACGUCACUCGCCUCUUCCGGAACUGCAAGCUUUUGUAUCACUCUUCCGGCCCAGGGCCAUUGUUCCCAACACCUUGGUCCCCGGGCUGAAAGGCUGUGACUUGCCUGCGAUCAAGAGAAUGUUUUCCAAAUGCGUGCUAGAUCCGAUCUCUCCGGAAGCAGCACCUGCCGACGCUCGCUCCCGUCUCACUAUCAGCGUACAACAAGAUCAUAGCAUAGACACUGCCAUUACAAAUUUGGUUGGCGGUGCUGAUACCGGGCCUCUGGCAGAAUCCUGGGCUCACAGUGGGCGGUUGGCGAUGAAGGCCGGGAUCGUGCGCCGAUGGUUAGGACUGGAUCUCCCCGCUAAGGCUGUCCCGGCCGCUGCCCCACACUGGAAGCGACGGGAACUUAGCCCGGCACAUUCAGCAUUGCGCGAUGACGAGGAUUCGGACUAUGACUCCGGACAGGAAGACGAACGCGGAAGAACGAUGCAUCUGAUUCUCGCACCAGCUGUGGGCAUCGAGAAUGAGCCGCUUUCAAAGUUCGGAUUGAUGUCUGCCUCACCCACCACACAAGGAAGCUCUCCAGAAACCAGGAAAGUCCGGAGACGACCCCAGUCGCCUUCGCCUUCUCCUGCGGUUCGUGACGAGAUGACGGAACCAAGGCCGAUGUCUCCAGCGCUUGCACUCCGCGCGACGACACCUGUUCGUCGUAGUCCCUACGACGAGAGCGUUUGGUUUGGAACACCAACAUCAUCCCAUGGGACGCUCACUCCAGUCGGCAGUCCCUGCUCUUUGGAAGCCCUGACCCCGAUCGGCAACAUAAUGCGUCCAUCAUCACCGCCGAUCCCUGGCGAGACGAUGGUGAGAAUCCCCGGCGGGGGAAUCUACAAAAUGCGCUUGAUUCUCCCGGCUUCGUCACCUAAAUCCUCGAUUUCGGGUGUCCCACCUACUCGAGAGCGGUCGAGCACACCUACACCUCCCAAUUCUAUAGUAAGUACACCCAUCCGGAGCGGACCACUGUUUUCAAGAGCACUAUCACCAUCUCCUCUGGCGAUAGCGUCGGUAUCGGAGGCCGGAAGAUCUCCAUGUUCUUCUCGUCUUUCCGCUGCACCUCGUUCUUUUCACAGUCCGACAAGAAUGGCACGAGGCUCUCCUGCUCUUCCGGAGCCCUCACUAGAUCCCCCCGGAUCGGCCGCUCGCCUGGAAGAGCUCAAGUACAGACUUCGACGGGUACGUGAGCGCUUGUGUGCCCACGACCGACUCCUUCGCUCAACAAAACGCCC